Molecule: messenger RNA, 258 nt
Organism: Clunio marinus
Lineage: Eukaryota; Metazoa; Arthropoda; Insecta; Diptera; Chironomidae
Source: the annotation of a GenBank genome assembly
AUGAAUUACUUAUGUGAGCAAUUAAAACUUGGAUUAAGAAAAACAUAUCCUCAACCGAAACGGUAUAAUGACAAAUAUCCUUACGAUAUAUUUGAUUACACAAAAACCUCCGUCGAGGGUAAAAGGAAAAAUCUCUUGAAAAUUUAUCGAACUUCAUGGUGUUCAUCAGACGUUUUACGUUUACUGACAAGUGCAAAGGCCGUGAAAACAUCAAUAAUAUCAAAAAGCGAUAUUUUGAAAGAUAGUGAUAAAAAGUGA